Molecule: messenger RNA, 1131 nt
Organism: Theileria orientalis strain Shintoku
Lineage: Eukaryota; Apicomplexa; Aconoidasida; Piroplasmida; Theileriidae
Exons: 4
Coding region: 1-1131 (376 amino acids)
Source: RefSeq, a predicted model, not a curated record
AUGAUAAAACUAAUGGAUAAUAAAUAUAAUGUACAUGUUGGAUUAGGACAUCCUUCAAAUUAUACACAUCUUGUUAGGAAUGCAGUUUCAGGUAAAGAUAAAUUUUCAAGACAACCUAGUAAAGUGGCCUUUAAUCUUAGUGAUGAUUUUGGGACGUUAAAUCACAAAAAUUCAAAGUUUAAUAUUACUGUUGGCAGAUUUAACCCUAAAAUUAAAAAAUUUACCCCUCGGCCACAGACAUCGAUUUUAAAACAAUCUAAAUCAGAUGUAACGAGCUCAUCUUCAUCGAUUCAAUACCCACAGGAAUCUAACCUUGAAAACUUAACCUCCCUAUCUAGCUAUGACUUCUCGAAAUUCGGAACAAAUUCAACUAGCAAGUUGUCCCCCGCAGGGUCAUUUGGGAGGAAAUCUGUCACUUUUUCAAGCGUUCUAGUGUCGUCAUCAGAUACGUUAGGUGUCCAAACGAUGUCGUCCUUUGGGUCACAGAAUAAUUCGAAUCUAAGUAAGCAGAGCUCACACCAUAUAGACUCAGAGCAAGAAACUCUUAGAAAGACGUACAGCGCAGGACGCAGAGAUCUUCUAGGCGUCUUCAGAAGCGUAGUCAAGAACGUUAUAAACGUUAACAGACUCGCUAAUCUUAGAAGCGACUACGCGUCGGGGUUUCUGGGAGCUGAGAGUCUGGAGAACGUCGGAUUCGGAGACUACGUGAACAACCAAGAGUCAAUAAACAUUCAAAGUUCCAUAGCAGACGAGCCCCUAAUGAAUAAAGCGUCCACGGACUCGAUUUCACAAAUAGUCAUGCUCAACAGAAAAAGUAAAAGUAGUUUGAAUUCCAAUUUCGGAGUAAAGCUUUCUAAAAUAAAACAAAAGUAUCAAUUCGUCCAAGGCCUCUUAGACGACUUAGGAGAUCCUCUAAAACUACUCAAGAACGACGAACCCCUCUCUAACAUAUUGGAUGAACAAGUAAACACAUCAAGACUAAUCCAUCCGUUCUACAUCAACUACUACCCGAAGAAACAGGAGAUCGUAGAGGAAGAGUUUGAUUCACAGAAACUUUGUAAAUCAUCAGCAAAUGAGAAGAGGAAUUUCAGAAUGGAAGACUAUCCAUCUCUCUUAUCGGUUAGAAAUUAA